This is a messenger RNA of Peniophora sp. CBMAI 1063, 1404 nucleotides long. Lineage: Eukaryota; Fungi; Basidiomycota; Agaricomycetes; Russulales; Peniophoraceae. The record is from the annotation of a GenBank genome assembly.
AUGUCUUUCUCGUUCACCCCGAUGACACCCAUCUCGGGUGCUGGCAGUAAGGAUGCCGAGCGUCGCGCCUCGGACAUUCGUCGUCUGUCUGACCGUCGUCGUUCGUCCAUCGAUCCUUCGCGUCUCGUGCGCAUGGACAAGCGCCGUCGCAUCAUCGCCCUACUCUCUCUACUCGUCAUCCCGGUCCUCAUUGCAAUCUAUCGCGCCAGGGUCGGACAUCUCGCGGGCUCGGGUGACUUCAACGUCGUCUUCGUUGGAGCGGGCAACAUCAUGUUCGGCUCUGACGAGGGCCCAUGGAAUCAUUCCUUCCGCUUCGAGCACAAGCUUGGUCCUCGCUUGAAGGUUGUAGCGCUUAUCGACCCUGCCGUCGACCGCGCAAAGGCCGUACUCGAGGGCAAGUGCCAGACUUUCGUGCGCUCUGCGUACGAGAACACGAAGGUCUACAAAAACUUCCAGGAUUUUGUCAAGAACAUGCCUGAGAAGGAUACGCCCAAAGCCAUUGUUGUCGGCUCGCCUCCGAUGUUCCGCGGAACUACCAAGCCGGGACGUGACAUCGAGCUGCAGAUUCUUAAGGCCUUCCCUGGCGUCGCGAUCUUCAUGGAAAAGCCUAUCGCGACUGGUCCGUCUGACGAGAUCCAGGAAGCGUUCAAGGUGGCGCGUGCUAUCGAGGAGGCAAACACGAUCUGCAGCGUCGGCUACAUGCUUCGCUACCUCAAGGGCGUGCAAAUGAUCAAGAAGAUCAUUCAGGACAACAACCUCACGGUUAUGGCUACCAUCGCCCGCUACGCGACCGCCUACGAGGCUAUCGCGAAGCCGGAUUGGUGGGAUAUGAGUCGCAGCCAGGGCCCCGUUGUUGAGCAGGGCACGCACUUCUGCGACUUGUCACGCUACUUUGGUGGUGAUGUCGACAUUGACUCCGUCAGCGCCCACUCGCUUGAGUGGCACGAGCAGCCUGGACAGCUGUCUGCCCAGCAGAUCGAUGAGACUGCUAUCAAGCCUGAGAACCGUAUCCCUCGUGUGACUUCCGCUACCUGGAAAUACAAGGACGGGGCUGUUGGCACCUUCACCCAUCUCGUUGCCCUUCAGGGCCACGACUACUCUUGCGAGAUCGAGGUCUACGCGGACGGUUACCAGUUCAAGCUCGUGGACCCAUACGUUCAGCCGAUCCUGUACAUCCGCCGGCCAGGCGCGGAUUCGGUCGAAACGCACCGCUUCCCCGACGACGAUCCCUUCUUCUCGGAGGUUUCGAACCUUAUCGAGGUUAUCGAGGACAUCGAGGAGGACCCAGAGCACUAUCCCAUCCUGAGCUCUUACGAGGACGCUUGCAAGACGUACGAGCUCACAUGGGCAAUCCGUCUUGCGAGUGAGAAGUCUCGCAAGCCCGCUCCCGCUCCGGAGAAGUAG